Molecule: messenger RNA, 1518 nt
Organism: Anthostomella pinea
Lineage: Eukaryota; Fungi; Ascomycota; Sordariomycetes; Xylariales; Xylariaceae
Source: the annotation of a GenBank genome assembly
AUGCGUUCUCGUGUCUUCAGCCAUUGCUUUCGGGCCACGAACUGCCGACUGCAUGCAAGGCGCUUUGGAAGUCGCGCUGCGAUCUCUCGAAAGUUGACGCUCGCGGUGUCGCCCCAGACCUCAAAAAGCAGAGUGAUAGAGGCACUUACGACGCACAGAGCGAGCGCAUCAGAUAAGCUCCGUGCAGGGACAGUAGAGAGCACUGGACAUGGCGCCGCCAUCUUGGCGUCUCGCGAUUUCACGACGUGGCUCGAGGACGAGAGCUUCAUGUCAAAUCUGCUAGAAGCACUCUUCAAAUCAGCAAAUGGUGGUCAAGCCAAUCUGCCAGGCUUAGAUGUCCUAUCCGGGGUGACGGACGGACUCAGCCCGCAUCGUCUACUCGGUGAACCUCAAACAGGCUUCUCAAUUCUGUACGGCUCAUCAACAAACAUACUCCCCGGUCUCUGGGAACGCGAGGGUUUCGAGAGCGUCAGUGAAGACAAGGCUUCGUCUGUUUCGUUUAUCACGAACCCGUUGGCUGGAGAUAGCAGACCGCUCGAGAUCACCUUGCCGCUUGCAAACACGAUAUUUCAGAAUGGAAGACGGUCCACUCUGUACGCCAGUAAAUGGCAGAGCAACGACAUGGGGCGCAUGACACUCGGAACGAUGAAUCAGAAGUCCACCCAAAAGAUAGCCAUGAAUCUUGGUUCAGUGAACCAUACAUCCUCAAUAGUCCCGCUGCUACCCUUGACGCCACCUCGCAAGAUUGUUGCCGGCUUGGGCAAUAUCGUUCGGCAGGUGGAGGUCGAUGGCUCUACGACUCCAGCAUCGCAAGAGUUGGAAACACUCAUUCCACAAGUCUUCGAUGCGAGGUCUGAACGCUACGGGGCUUCUUCUUCUGGGCCGAUUGGGGUAUGGUGUUGGGUCAUACCGCCCCAUGUUGUGGAAGCGAAGAAGCUGUUGGAGCUCAAAGUCUUUCAAGCUGGCUCGUCGCAAACUGAAGCAGAUCUGGCUCUCGAGGCGACAGAAGCACUUUCGAGCCUCCUGUCUUCGGGAUGUCGACUUCAUAAAAUUCUGAGUGGUGGUGGUGGCUGGGGUCUAAAGCAAGGAUUGCUUUCGCUUGACCCCGAGACGAGCUAUGCUCAACCAGAACAGGACGACAUCGAGAUGUUCAUUCGAUCAUUCCAAGAACGCGAUAGCAGCGACCAGUCCGAAGGUCUGGUCACGCCAGGGUCAUACCUCAUGUUCUGCAUCGAACCAUAUUGGACAGAGGAAGCGGUUAAGUCCAGCAACCUGCUGAAGUCCAAGCGAUCGUUGACACUUGGAGUCGCUCCAAACCACGACCAAGACUCAUCUCCACAGUUGAGUUCGGAAGGAGUCGAGGUAGUCGAAGGCCACUUUGGGGCAACAUCGUCAACGGGGCUCUUCUUGAGGACUGUCCCAGACGUUCCCAGCAUUGGUGCGAAUGACGAGACGGCCGGGGCAUACUCUGCGUAUACUACCAAAGUCGACGUCCCACGAUCCUACUUCUCUGUCUGA